Molecule: messenger RNA, 1375 nt
Organism: Lucilia sericata (common green bottle fly)
Lineage: Eukaryota; Metazoa; Arthropoda; Insecta; Diptera; Calliphoridae
Gene: Dus4
Product: tRNA-dihydrouridine(20a/20b) synthase [NAD(P)+]-like
Exons: 1
Coding region: 114-1295 (393 amino acids)
Biological process (GO): tRNA processing
Molecular function (GO): tRNA dihydrouridine synthase activity; flavin adenine dinucleotide binding
Source: RefSeq, a predicted model, not a curated record
UGAAAAACUGCAUGAUAAAACAGCAAAUCAAAACAAAAUAAACAAAAAAUCACUAUCAAAUCAACAAUUUGUUAAUAUUUUAAUAUUUUCACAUAAAUUAAAGUAUAAUAACUAUGGAUAUACCUAAACAAAGAUCACAAAUCAAUAUUUUAGAAGUGUUUAGACAAGAAAAAUUGCAAAAGCAUGGUUUUCUAACAGUAUCAGCACCAAUGGUACGUUAUAGUAAACUGGAGUUUCGUCGUCUUUUAAGGAAACACGGUGUCAAAUUAUGCUUUACACCCAUGAUUAUAGCAGAUUCCUUUAAUAAUAGCGAGAAGGCUAGACAAAAUGAAUUCACGACCACACCGGAAGAUAAACCCUUAAUAGCACAGUUUGCUGCCAAAGAUUCGCUGGAAUUCUCGCAAGCGGCUGAACUAAUAUAUCCCUAUGUAGAUGGCAUAGAUCUUAAUUGUGGUUGUCCCCAAUCCUGGGCAAUUAAUAAAGGUUACGGUUGUGGUUUAUUAAAACAACCGGAAUUGGUGAAGGACAUCAUACAAACCAUAAGACGAAGAGUAAAUGAAAAUUUUAGUGUUUCAUUGAAAAUAAGACUGCUUAAUCAUGAAAGCAGCCAAACAACUAUAGAAUUUGCCCGACAACUGGAAAUGUGUGGUGCAACGUUUCUCUCCCUGCAUGGCCGCACGAUGUGGCAAAAAACCUCGGAUCCCUUAAAUGUGGAAGCCAUACGUGAAGUAAAACAGUCACUAAGCAUACCCCUCAUAGCCAAUGGUAAUGUUAAAUCCUGGGAAACAGCCUGCGAAUUGUAUGAACAAACCAAAGCAGAUGGCAUAAUGGCGGCCCGCGGUUUACUGGCAAAUCCUGCUUUAUUUAAUCCAAAUUAUCCACAUGCUAGCACAUCUGCACCCUUGGAUUGUAUACAAGAUUGGUUGAAUAUAGCGGCCGCGGCAGGAGAUAAUUUACAGUUCUUAUGUUUCCAUCAUCACUUGACCUUUAUGUGGGGUUGUAAUUUAAAACGAAAACUACGUUUGGAAUUCAAUACCUUUACGAAGAAACAACAAAUUUUGGAUUUUUUCUAUGACAACUAUAAUGUUAAACCUGCAGCAGAAUUCCUAAAUAAGCCCUUGAACUAUACUGAUUGUACGUAUACGCAUAGCAAUAAUUCGCAAGAACUGACUACAGAAUCUUGGAAUUUAAAUACAAAUGGUAAAUUCUUUAAUGAAUUUCAGCAGGAAUUGAAUGCGGAAGCUGAACAGGAUGAUGAUUGUGAUUUAGGUAGUAGUUUUUUUGCGGAAAUUUAGAAAGUAACUUAGUUUUGUAAAUAAGUAUAAAUUGACAGAUAUGCAAAUAAAAAUAUUAAUAUUCAGAUUUUUGGAAGAAA